Messenger RNA from Syngnathoides biaculeatus (alligator pipefish), 1728 nucleotides. RefSeq lists its product as uncharacterized. The transcript is spliced from 3 exons. The record is from RefSeq and is a predicted model, not a curated record. The coding region runs from base 273 to 1355 and encodes 360 amino acids. Lineage: Eukaryota; Metazoa; Chordata; Actinopteri; Syngnathiformes; Syngnathidae.
CUCAGCAAGUUGGAGAUCCUAGACCUGUCGAACAAUCGCAUCAGGGUUCUUCCGCCACUCUUGCUCCGUCCCCUGCAUGCGAUAGAAACGCUCUACCUGGAAAGAAACCAGGUGGGGAAGUAGCAACAAGACUGCACUAGACAUGCGAGAGAUCUUUCAUUGCUGUGUUCGCUCCCCAGAUCAGAGAGCUCCCAGACGAUUGGUUCAGCCCGAAGGAAGACGUCCCCUACCUGUACCUUUCUGCCAAUCCGUGGGCGUGUUUCUGUCACCUGAUGUACCUCCACACAUACUUACAAGCCAACUUCUUCACUUUCUACGUGCACGACGGCGAGACUCUUUCCUCAGAGCCCAAAAGUUUGGUGUGCGACUCGCCUCAGCAGUUCAAAGGUCUAGCCAUCAUGGAUUUGAACCAGGGUGACUUGUGCCCAUUUGUGGGAUCGACACGCAUGUCCCCGACCUUACUGCCACUCAUACAAACUAGUAGGAUGACUGAGGCUCCAGAGGAAAUUGAAGUCGGUAGAGGCGACGGGGCCGUCGUCCUGCAUCGCACACAGACCGUUUCCGGGGCAUUUGACAGCUUUGGCAUGACCACAACGCCGUCACAUCCUAGAACUUCGACAACACCACUUCCUGUGACUGUAUCUCAUCCUACAUCUUCAACUGCGCCACUUUCUCCAAUUCCACUUCCUGCCACUCUCCCACUUGCGACGUCCGCCACUUCUGAGGUCCCGUGGACGGCGUCCGCCAGCUCUGAGGUCCCGUGGACGGCGUCCGCCAGCUCUGAGGUCCCGUGGACGACGUCCGCCAGCUCUGAGGUCCCGUGGACGUGGGGCACGGACAAGGGUGACGGCGCACUCCUCCGGCACGCGCCUGGAGCCGGCGUGUUUUGUGAGUGGUUGUUGGCUGGCAACGUGUGUUUGUGUGUACUGGCGACAGCCAGUACCCUUGUGACUCUCUUGAGAUUGGCAGUCUGGUACAGGGGUGCAUACAAGCUGCUGAGCGUCACAUUGGCAAGGAGGGCUGGCGCCCGGGAGGUGAGGCUUUGCGGCAACAGGGAAGUAGUUUAUCGUUCAGUCCUCUUUGUGAGUUCCCGAGGGGCGGAGGGGGUCAAAGGUGGCCCCGUGUACAAGACGACCCUGCACCGCGAGCCCGGGACACAGAUUGCGCUGCAGCAGUGGAGCGAUGUGAUGGACGAAGGUGAGGGCGGCGCAGCAUGGAGGCAACGCUUCAGCGUGCUUCUGCGCCAGGAGAGGGAGGGACCAGGUGGUGGGAGGGAGGAGCGAGAAUGGGUGGUGGGCGCGUGGCUGGCACAACACCUACCCACCGUGACACCCGACAGCUUGCCGGCCCCGUGAUGUCAUCUCUACUUUGUUGAAGUAAAAUAAAAAAAAACACAGAACAAUUACUUUACGUAACUCAAGUGGUAUUGACAUUGACCUCCAAAGCCGUAUGCCCUACUCUUUAUUAAAUGUAACUAUUAUUUGUGGUUGAAAAAAAACAACAACUUUAAGGGUUCAAAUCCUAAAAAUUUGUGACUACUUUAUCAUUUUGAUUCAAGAUGAAGUUGAUUGUCAAACAAAAACAAAUUAUACGUAUAAAACAUUGGCGUAUGAUGAUUCUUUCACAGUUUUGAGGAGGGCACAAGGUUUAGAGCCAACUUCAAAACAGCCCAGAUUAAUUUCGACAUUGUACAGGCAUUUUAGCUGUGGAAAUAAAACCAUUAUUUCA